This is a messenger RNA of Hevea brasiliensis (rubber tree), 4458 nucleotides long. RefSeq lists its product as uncharacterized. The record is from RefSeq and is a predicted model, not a curated record. Lineage: Eukaryota; Viridiplantae; Streptophyta; Magnoliopsida; Malpighiales; Euphorbiaceae. Bases 2900 to 4162 code for a protein of 420 amino acids. The transcript has 2 exons.
CCCUGCAAAGUCUUGGGGGGACUGAAUUUAUUCAUGAACUUGGAUUCAUCUCAUCCCCUAAAUACUAUUCUUUAUUUUUAAUUUUUCGUAAGAACUGUAAUAGUGGUGUACGUGUGAAUGGAAUCCAAUGGUGAAAAUCUCAAAUUGGAAGUAUUAUAUCUACGUGGGGGUUGGUUGGCUUGGUAAUUCUGAUUCGUCGAGAGCCCAUCUUUUUUUUUUUUUUUUAUUAAUAUUUUUUCUUGCUUCUAUCUGAACUCGAAGGGGAUUGGUGGAAGCUGGUUUUCUCUCAUCAGAAUUCAGAAGCAAAUGUCAUAUGCAUCUUUAUCCACUCUUACAAGGCUUGUUUUCUCUUUAUCUUUCUUUCUUUCAUAUAUAUCCAUUUGUUUUUCUUAUUAUUAUAUUGCAAAAAUAAUUAUUCUACAAUUUUAUCCUGUUUCUGCUUGCUGUUCAGAUGUAACUAAGCUCAUUCACAUUGCAACUUGAAUGCUUCAACCUCAAUUUCUUCUUUUUAUUUAUUUAAUUAUUUAUAUUUAUGUUGCCCUCUUAAUUAUGGGUUUCACUUAAAUUAAUCUUGGUUUUCAGUUUGAUCAUAAUCAGCAAUUUAAACUUAAUUAACUCUCCGCUAAGGUUUUGUUCAGUUGUGUUUGAGUUUCAUUCUUGAAGUCAGAAAUUCUUGAGUUUAUACCUUGUGUAGGGUUUAUUAGAAAAGUUUAUUCAGUUCAAAAUUAGUGAGACCUAAUUGAAUGCAAAUGCACAGGAGAGACCUAAUAGAAUAUAUAGUAUGUAUGAGCAAGAGUUAGCUUUGCUUCUAAAGCACACGCAGUGUACAUAUGGAAGAUGCCAUUGGUUAUGGCAGAAUAGGAGGAGGAUGUUGUGGCUUUCUAGCAGAGAUUACUGGUAUCAACUGUUCUUCAUAUUUUGGAGUUUUCAAAGUGUUUAAAUUUUUAGCACUUGAUAUGUUCUAUUGACUCGGUGUUCGAAAUUUUUUUUUUCUUUUUGGAUAUCUCACUAAAAAUUUAUAUAUAUAUAUUUAAUUAUCAACAAGUAAAAUACUGUAUUAAAAGUUUGAGUAUUUAUAUAGUGAAACUAGCUGGUGAAUGGUGAAGGCCUUUUUUUUAUUUUAUUUUAUUUUAUUUUAUUUAUUUUAGAUUUUUUUUAAUAGAGAGAGUGCGAGAGUGAAAUUCGCUGGGUGAGUAAUAUAUUCUUUUAACCAUUAAAUCAAACCAGACUAUGCCUUUACUUCAAUUAGAUAGGCGCUAAUGGGUGAAUGGUAAACUCUGAACAAAAUUAUGAGAUUUGUAGCUUAGGUUGCUUUUAGUCCUAUCUAAAAGUAAGCAGAUAAAAGAAGUUCCAUUCCUUUCUUCUUCUGCCCUUCUAGGACUAAAAGACAUGUUUGCUUGAAUUAAAUAAAUGACAUGUAGAGAUAUGUCUUAAAAAAAAAAAUUAUUAUUUUUAAAGAGACUUCCUUUUGGGGAUUGUUUAAUUAUAAUAUUUUUUUAGAUAAAAUUCAACAUUUGCUCCUUGUAGACACAACAAUUAUCUUUGUGAAGUGUCAGUUGCAAAAUUAUAUUAUAUACAAAAUUUAGGAACUUAAUUCUUCAAACAUAACUGCUGCCUUUUAUUUUAUUUUAUUUUUUCUAUCACCUAAACAUUAGUUCUUGUUCUUUGUUUUUAUAUUUACAGCAGCAAUAAAUUCUUUUCUCUAGGCUUUAUUUCCACUGUUAUUGCUGCCUGGAACUCUGCUAAAGGGCACAUUAGCCAUGCCUGUGGCCCAAGCACCCCUCCAAUUAGAGUGAAAACUUGCAAGCAAAAAUGUUUAGCGAAAAGGAAAGAAAAAGUAUGCUAUGGAGCAUUUUUGCAUUUAACAUGAUGUGGAAUGCCUUUAUGCAAAAGGUCCAAUUAAGUUCUCUGUUCCAUAUGAACAGACUCAAAUCAUAUUUGAACAAUUUGUUUUAAACAGAAAAAAUUGGAAUUUUCUCUUUCAAUCUUUUUUUCACCUUAAAAAAGGAAAUGAAAAAGAGAAGGUUACAACAGUAAUGGAGAUUCUUCUGUCAGUAUCCAUAUAGGGCUUUUGCUGAUUUUUUUUUUUCUUUAAGCCUUACCCUGUUCCCAUGGUACUUGCAGACAAGAUACCAAAAUACCCAUCAUCCACUUCAUGCCUAAAAUACUCCCUGGCUGUAAAGAAUCGCCGGUAAAUCAAGAAAUUAUACACCAGAAAACUAUCCAAUUACCAAAAGAAACCCACUUCCCCAUCCAAGAAUCCAUCUUUUUUAUAUUCCUAGCUGGUAGCUACCUAGGAAUCACUCUUUGUCACUGUUACAUGAUGAUGAGGACCAUUCUACUUUGCCUGUUGAACUAGAUUUUUUUUUUGGGGGAAUCCAUCAGUGCAGAACACUUCCCUUCACCAUCAAAAUACAAGGGCACCAUGCACAGUAGACCAGUAGAGGUGUUUUUUUACUAGUAAACAUUCUAUACAAUCUUUCUUUUAUAGUCAUUAGAGAGAGAUGAGACUACGUUUGAUAUUUGUGGUUCAAGGUAAAAUAUGCGCGGCAGAAGCUGUAAUGUAAUUGCAAUAGAAGGAUGGGGGCAGGCCGGUAAUUGAAACAUCCUAACUGCUCAUUUAAGGCGGGUAAUAAAACGGCAACAAAUGUAGUUUGCCAAAACGGGGAAAAUUCCAAAAAUAUUCAAAAACCCUAGACUGUCCUCAACUAGUAUUUAUAACACCCAUGAGGCCCCUCCGGACCAGUACACCCGAUCAGCUUCUGCCUCUCUCUGAAUUGUGUACUUUUGUCCCUAAGAAUAUAGAAAAAUAAACCAUGAUUCUCUCAGCCACCACCUUCUAUCUAUAUUCCUAGAUUGAGAGAGAGAGAGAGAGAGAGAGAGAGAGAGAGAGAGAGAGAUGAGGGGUAGAUCAUCAUCUAAGCAAGAGACCAAAGAGGGAAUGGAAAUAGAUAAACAUAACAAGCAGAAAGAGGAACCUCAUCUCUCGGGUGCUUACAUCCGUAGCCUAGUGAAACAAUUAACCUCCUCAAGAACCAAAGAUCCCAUGAAUCCCAAAGACCGUGGCUGUGUUGAUGAUGAUGGUUUUUCUGGCCAAAAUAUGACCAAAUUUAGUGAAGGUUUAAGUGAAAACCAACAAACCCAGCAACCCCAGCAGCCUCAGCAGCACAAGAAACAGGUUAGGAGGAGACUCCAUACCAGUAGGCCUUACCAAGAAAGGCUUCUUAAUAUGGCUGAGGCCAGAAGAGAGAUUGUUGCUGCCCUAAAGUUCCAUAGGGCAUCCAUGAAACAAGCCAACGAACAACAGCAGCAGCAGCAGCAACGUCAUCAAGAGCACCACCAAUCAUCACUUGCAGUGCAGCUUUCCACCCCACCAUGUUUUGAACAAGAAGGAAAGAUAAAAUCCAGGAGGAAUCCCAGAAUAUAUCCAUCAAACAUGGGCAAUUUCUCUAAUUAUCUAGACAGCGUUUCCUGCACUUCUUUCUCUCAUGCACCACCACCUCCUCCCCCUCCUCCAUAUCCUUUUUGCUGGUCUACUCCUCCAAAUCUUCCUUUAUCUGUCACUGAUGAAAAUCUCAAUUUCCCCCUUCCAAAUCAAACCCUAGGCCUAAAUCUCAACUUUCAAGAUUUUAACGACUUAGACUCCACUCUUUAUCACAGCGGCAACAACCCAUCAUCAGUCUACUCAUCCUCAUCUCCAUCAUCAUUCUCUUCCUCAUCCCCUUCUCUUUCCAUUGCCACUGAGGAAAUUCCUUCAGCUGGAAAACCACAAGAAGGGAUGCCUCUUGCAGUGUGUGACUUAACCGAAACUAAUGGUGGAGGCGGCUUGCACCAAGUGAUGGAUGAUGAAGAGAUGGCAGAGAUCAGAUCAAUAGGAGAACAGCACCAGAUGGAAUGGAGUGAUACCAUGAAUUUGGUCACAUCAGCAUGGUGGUUCAAGUUCUUGAAAACCAUGGAUGCUGGUCCAGAAGCGAAGACAGAGGAUGAUGGUUACGAUCCAUUUGAUCAGCUGAUGGAAUUCCCUGCCUGGUUGAAUGCAAGUGACGGAUGUUUGGAGCAACAUUUUGAUGAUUACUGCUCCCAAGAUUAUUACCAUGAUCCUGCCUUGCCUUGCAUGGACAUUGGAGAAAUUGAAGGCAUGGAUGGGGAAUGGCUAGCUUGACAAGGAUUGAUUGUUUUUUGUUAAUCAAAUCUUUGGCUCUUUUUUGUUCUUUUUGAACUCCAUUAAUCUUUUUUUUUGGAGGGUAGUCUUUUAGAAGCUUUUUGGUCUAAUAAUAAGGCCUGCGAAGGAUUUUGAUGUUGGAAGACAGGCCAAUCAUGGAAAAAUAAUGUACUGAAGGAGUAUGCUUAUCUCCUUAUAAUUCAGCUUCUUAAUUAUGUGAAAAUAUUGAUUGGUCCAUGUAGUUUCUUCUAUUAUUAUUAUUUUUUUUUAAUCUCAUUCCAUUGUUUGAGAAUUCA